Molecule: messenger RNA, 876 nt
Organism: Carya illinoinensis
Lineage: Eukaryota; Viridiplantae; Streptophyta; Magnoliopsida; Fagales; Juglandaceae
Product: signal recognition particle 9 kDa protein
Exons: 6
Coding region: 409-720 (103 amino acids)
Biological process (GO): SRP-dependent cotranslational protein targeting to membrane; negative regulation of translational elongation
Cellular component (GO): signal recognition particle, endoplasmic reticulum targeting
Molecular function (GO): 7S RNA binding
Source: RefSeq, a predicted model, not a curated record
CGAAUCGAACCGAUACGGUUACACGUUACCGGCCCCACCCAUUUCAUCUUCUCAUUUCUCCUUCCGCCUUCGGCGCCCUCUCUCUUCAGCAACCCUAAAGAUCCGAACUUUACCUCCAUACCUCACCUAACUAGGAGGCCUCCAAACAUUCUCCGUUCGCCGUUCGCGCCAUCUCUCUCUCAACUCCGAAAGCCUAGUGCGUGCCUACAGGCUACGCUCUUAGAACUGCCCCUCGCUGUCGGUUCCUUCUCCCCUCUCGGUAUUUUUUCAAUAUAUUAGGGUGUCCCGGUCGGUUCCUACUUCAGCCAACACACGGAUAUAUGCCUUGUAUUAAACCUGCGAAAACAAAAUCGUUUUUAGGUUGUCUAGAAAAUUUUGGCUCUCUAUCUUUCCUUGUGUUGCGGCGCAAUGGUUUACAUCACCUCAUGGGAUGAGUUCGUCGAGCGAUCCGUGCAGUUGUUCCGUGCUGAUCCCGAUUCUACACGGUAUGUAAUGAAAUACCGGAACUGCGAUGGUAAAUUGGUUCUCAAGGUCACUGACAACCGAGAGUGUCUCAAGUUUAAGACAGACCAGGCGCAAGAUGCUAAGAAGAUGGAGAAGCUUAACAAUAUAUUCUUCACGUUGAUGGCCCGGGGUCCUGAUGCGGAUGUAUCAGAAGUUACCGGAAAGGAACCGAUGGACGCACAGCCAACCAAGAAAGGAAGAGGAAGGAAACAAUAACUUUGUUUGCCACUAGACAAAUAGGGUUUGGACAACUUUUAGUAGGUAUCAUGGAUGAUUUGAUUUGUAAUCAUGCUCCAAGCAUCCAUUAGGCCGGCUUUGUUUUCACACAUUUUUGAAACUAUCUAAUCUCAAUAUCUAAACAUCAUUUAAACA